AUGGCUACCACAAGCACCAUCCACAUGAUGAAUCAUUCGCUCUCUCAUCAUCAAACUCAACAUUUAAAUUCAUCUCCCAAUAAGUUGAUACACUUGACCGAUGAAUCAUCCUCAUCCUCAUUGAACCAUAACAAGAACAACAACAACACUAAUUUGGAUCAUCACUCAAGCACUUCGUCUUUGGCGCAUCUCCUCCAUUCAUCACCACCACCACCUCACGAAAACAGCAAUCAAUGUUCAAAGGACAACUGCGAAUCCCACCACAAGGCUUCUAUUAGAAGUAACUCGAUCAACUCUUCCAAUCUUCAUCAACAACAGGACAUGAUUACCAAUAGUAACCACAACAACAAGAACAACGUUUCAUCCUCACAACAACAACAACAACAACCUCAGAAUCAUCAACACCCUAACGAAAACAGCACUACCACUUCAGCCCCAACUGGUCUUCUUCCUUCAAAGAGUACAAGUCGGUGGACCAAACUGAAACAAGCCUUCAAAAGGGAACAUCAAGGAUCUGCUGCUGGAGCUCACAAUGAUAAGAAAUCAACAACACUAACGACAAGUUCAACAACAACAACAACAACAACCAAUAGUGUGAAUCCAUCCUCCUCUCAAUCUCAUACUCUUCUCAACUCUUCAAACAAACAACAACAACACAAUGGUUGGACAGGAAUGUCUGCGGAUCCUUCCAGUCAGUCCGAUCCAUCCUUUAAUAUUACUUCCUCACAACAACAGAAUCUCUCCAUUCAUCAAAAGAAUGUACAUCUUUCAUCCUCUUCAUCCAAUGGUGUUGGAUCAUUAAAACCAACAACUCAUGCGGAUCAUUCGAGUGAUGACAGCCAACAACAAAACAUCAUCUCGGACGAUCCAACCAUGAUGUCCUUUGAAACCUUUCUCUCUGUCAAUACAUUAAGUGCAUCACCAAAAUCAACUGGACAAUCUUCUUAUCAUACUUCCCCUUCUUCGUCCAUCAUGAAUCAUUCCUAUCAAACAAGAAUGACUUCACCAACAACGGCACAUUUGAAAGUUUCUAAUGCUUACUUGUUUAAUGAGGAUGAUAGAAAUUGUGUCACAAGUCCUUCUGGGCUCUCUGUUUCUUCAAUGAAUAGUGAGCCACCUCCUGUAGCAUCUUUUGUCAUUCAAUCACAAUCUUCACCAAGUUUAACCAACAAUUUAACAAAGAAAAAGAAAACAUUUACUCCAACAAAUGACAUGAAUGAAGAAAUGGUGGAUCCAUUACCAGCCAGUAAGAAAGCAAAAGGAAAUAUUAAGAGACUAAUUGCAAUGCUAACUCCUAGGAGAAGAAGAAACUCAAAACAUGAAGAUCCAAAAUUAGACAAUGGAAAGUCAAAACUUUCAAUCAAAUCUUCCAAUGUUGAUAACAUUAAUGAUCCAGCUCUUUUAGAUGUUGCUCACAAGAGGCAACUAUUUGAGAAAAAAACUGCAGAAAUAGGAUCUAAACCUGUAAAUAGUGAUGAACAUUUGAAAUUUUUGCAAAAAGAAAGAAUUGUGACAGCACAAAUUCAACAUUUCAAACAAAGUCAAGAAGAACAUGUCGAGUUGCAACUCAUUCAAAAACGAAAAUACAGUGUUUCUGGAAAAUUAGCGACUUGGUUAAGGGCAGGAAGAGAUAACAGUGACAAACCAAAAUCUCAGUCGUUUGGUGAUGACAAAAAGGAGAAAAGGAAAUCACUUUCUGAAGUUCUGAAAAGUUAUAAUUUUUCGAGCAGCAAUGGUUCAGAUAAUUCUGACAGGGUGACUACACUUUCGAAAAUUCACAGAUUGGUGGCAUCCAAUAACAACCAUCAUAAUAACACUAAGAGCAAUACAGAUCCCACUCAUACUGUAAAAUCAAGUGAUAUUACAUCCGAUGAUAGCCUUACGGAUGUUCCAAUGACAAUUGAUCCACCAAAGUCUUCACCUCGAUCUAAUGUUCCACUUUUGGCUUUGCAAUCUGAAGAGUUUAGAAAGACAACCGAACAGAUUGCUCUCGAAUUGGAUGAAAUUGGAGAUGAAUUAUCACGCGAGAGCGAUAUCAUUGAAGAACCAGAAAAACCAAGCAACCAAAAUGCUUCAACAUCUCCACCUUCUUUGAAUGUGACACUCCCAGAACAUUUUCCAAAAAGUGUUUCAAGUCCAAUCCUUGACAUUGAUCAGGAGGACUACAAUGUCAUGUCUCCUGUUCGUCUUCCAAGUACAAUCAAUGAGAAUGAACCUUCAAUGCGACGUUCUACCCUCUCCAUAGUUCCUGAUUUUUCAUUGCUAAAACCAAACCAAGUGUAUUACUACAUCUUGGAUAAUUAUGUGAAUAAUUCAGAUUUUGAUGAUCACACGUGUGCCGAGAAAGUUGAAGAGUUUUUAAAUGCAUACAUUGAAUAUUUUCAAAAUGUUGAACAUUCCCAGAGCGACGAUAAUAGUGGUCUCUCUCCUUCUACAUUCACUGAGGCAGAUGUUCGAAACUUGAGAGACAAGGAACGACCAAAAUGUUACUUGAUGCAUCAAGCAGCAAAGAAAAAUAGAUAUUCUUUGAUUUAUUUACUUUCUACCAAGUACAAUUGUGAUGUAGAAGCUCAAGACGAUUUAGAAUCAUCUCCACUGCAUUGGGCAUGUUCACAUAGAGCUAUCGAUUCCAUCAUGGUUUUAUGUCAACUCAAAGCAAAAGUUAACAUUAGAGACAAGUAUGGAAAAGCUCCUCUUCACUUGUUGUUAACGAAGGCCAUUGCAGAUGAGGCUAAUUGCAAUUUAUCAAGUGCUAAACAAUGCUUUAAAGGAGCACAAAUUUUAUGUAACAUGUUUGAUGGAGAUUACAAUUUCAAGACCUCUGAUGGUUCAACAAUUUUACAUAUUGCAUGUGAAUUGGGAAGAAUGGAAGUGGUUAAAUUUUUAGUGGGAGAAUCGAACGAUGUGAUGCAAGGAACAGGAACACAAGGUUCGAAUCGAGUUUUGCUGAAUUCCAAAGAUAAGAUUGGAAAGACGCCUCUAAUGAGAGCUGCAACCAGAGGCCAUCUCGACAUUGUAGAAUAUAUUAUUGUUAAUUCCAAGCCUAGUGUUGUUUUCGGACCCAUGUCAAGAGAUGACAAGAAACAAAAUAUUCUUCAUCAAGCGGCUCUUCAAGGUCUUGACGCUCUCGUUAACAGAAUUGCAUUUCAUAAUCCAAAUGCAUGUGCAAACAUGAUGCAAGAACAAGAUAUAUCUGGCAAUUCACCUCUUCAUUUAGCUGUUAGUAAGGGAAACGUCAAAACAGUGAAUUUAUUUUUGACACUACUCAACAAGGAUGUUGUCAACGUGACAAACGAGAAGGGAGAAACGCCUCUACAUUUGGCAUGCAAAGUGAAAGACAAGAAGGCAGCAGAAAAGAUUUGUAGAUAUUUACUUCAAAAUGGUGCAAAUCCAGAUGUUAAAGACAACAAACAACAAACUCCAAGACAGUUAGCAUUGGAAAAUGAGUUGCAAGUUGAAUUUGCGGGUAGCAAGAAUAAAAAGAAGUAG
Naegleria fowleri is the source of this 3489-nucleotide messenger RNA. RefSeq lists its product as uncharacterized. Gene Ontology annotation, cellular component: ciliary inversin compartment. Gene Ontology annotation, biological process: protein localization to ciliary inversin compartment. The transcript has a single exon. The coding region runs from base 1 to 3489 and encodes 1162 amino acids. NCBI's taxonomy places the organism in Eukaryota, Heterolobosea, Eutetramitea, Acrasida, Naegleriidae. The record is from RefSeq and is a predicted model, not a curated record. Gene Ontology annotation, molecular function: protein binding.